CCUCCUGGUAAAAUACACAGGACUCGUCUCCCUUUUCAUGGUUGUACUAUCUUUGUGCGGAGUUUCUUUUGCUGAAGAAGCUCGGGAAAGUAUCGGCCCUGAAAUAGAAUGCGGAGAAGUCCAACUGAAAAUAACCGUAAAGCGACAGUUUUUCGAGGAGAGACGGAUUCCGUUCAAACCCGAACAUGUUCGACUUGGACCGAACUCAACACAGGAGUGGUCGUGCCGACCAAAGGGACAAAUGUCUGACCGUGCAAUAGUCAUCUCUGCAGGGCUGCAUGACUGUGGGACAGAGUCCAGUGUUCAUGGUGAGUGGUUGGUGUAUUCCAACCAGCUGUUACUGUUUCCUGCUCUGGUUCCUACCUCUUCCGGCAGUGUAAUCGUUAGAGGAGGAACUACUGUCAUACCUGUUGAGUGCCAUUAUAAGAGAAAGCAGACAGUGAAUGCAGAACCAUUAACCCCGACCUGGCUACCCAUGACAUCCACUAUCAGUGUCUUUGGCCUUCUGCACUUCUCCCUCCGUACCAUGGCAGAUGAUUACACCUCUCUGCAUAGUUCCUCGGUGUACCAGCAGGGGGAAGCAGUGUUUUUGGAGGCCAGUGUGGAGGCCCCGCUGCACCCUCCUCUCACUGUAUAUGUGGACUACUGUGUUGCUACACUAAAGCCAGACCCACUGUCCUUGCCAAGCUACAAGUUUAUCACCAAGAAUGGAUGUCUUGUGGACAGUGUAUUACCUGGAUCUUCAUCUAAAUUCCUCCAUAGGGAGCAGGAUAACAGACUGUGCUUCAGUUUCCAAGCCUUCCACUUCAAGCAGGAGUCUGAGGAACAGAUGUUCAUCAGCUGCCACCUUAGGGCAGUUCUGAAACAAAACUCACAUAGCCACCAUUAUAAAGCCUGCUUCUUCCAUGGGACUACAUUCAGCUGGCGUGCCACAGAAGGAGACAGUGCCCUGUGUGAAUGCUGCGACUCCGAUGACUGCUUAACGAUGGAGAACAGUGGCCACAAUGCACACACACCUCAACUAGAUACAGAAAAGAAGCACGAGGCUGACACAACAGUCGGGCCACUUCACACCCUGCCACGCUCUCAUUGGACAGGCCGUCUGUCAAUCGGUCACUAA
Molecule: messenger RNA, 1120 nt
Organism: Seriola dumerili (greater amberjack)
Lineage: Eukaryota; Metazoa; Chordata; Actinopteri; Carangiformes; Carangidae
Product: zona pellucida sperm-binding protein 3-like
Exons: 8
Coding region: 38-1120 (360 amino acids)
Biological process (GO): positive regulation of acrosome reaction; binding of sperm to zona pellucida; egg coat formation
Cellular component (GO): extracellular matrix
Molecular function (GO): acrosin binding
Source: RefSeq, a predicted model, not a curated record